AUGUCUACAUCCCAACAGCACUCAGAAAAGUGGGUGUCAGAAGCGGACCACAGACACCAGAGAAAUUUCCUCGCAGCCCUCAACAAGCUGCUCCCGGUCCUCCCCAUCCCUACCAAAGCCCGUACCCCAGAUGCAGAAGAAAUGGUCCAGCAGAUCACUGAGCUUUAUCAAUACUCCUCUGCUUCGUUUUCUCUAAUUGAUCCAAUUGAGGAAAUCAUCCUCAAAAUAAACGACGCUCUUGCUCUCACCCGGUCUAUAUUUUACCAUUCCGCCAUCUUCGAAGAUCUUGACGCAUUUGGACCACACUUUGGUCUUCAACAUAGUACUUCUAUCGUCAUUGUUACGCCUUCUACCAAAGAUCAUAUUCAACGAGUUGUCACUGGAUUAGCUCAAUUUGAUCAGCUCAUCGCAACUGCACAAAGGAAAUUCUGUGACGGAGAAGACUACACAACCGAAAUUGACAAUAUCCGAUACAUUUCAGAAUAUGUUGAGAAGUAUUACUGGGUCUUAAAAAUUCUCACACUGUUCGUUGUUAAUCAGCAAUCAGACUACCCCAAACACUUCAUCGUUACUGUUAUCCAAAGCAACUUCUGGGCCAUUGUCAAUCACAGUCCACAAAGUUGUAUCUACUCGCAAUACUCGUACACCUACCAAGGUCGAAGACGAGAGACACCACUCAUCCCGUCAGUUGAGCAACUUUUUGCACCUUGCACGGAGCAAAUCGAAUUAGAAACGGGAAGUUCGUUGGAAGAUAUAAUUGGAAGCAAAUCAGACAAAGGGACAGAGUCGGAAGGUGAAGAGUCUACUGGAGGAAUAGAAUACUGGAGACCUCAGGAAGCAGAGGGAGGAGAUUUUCCCACUAACUUUGUAUUUGACCCAGACUUUAAUUAA
Messenger RNA from Serpula lacrymans var. lacrymans S7.9, 891 nucleotides. RefSeq lists its product as uncharacterized. The transcript is spliced from 2 exons. NCBI's taxonomy places the organism in Eukaryota, Fungi, Basidiomycota, Agaricomycetes, Boletales, Serpulaceae. Bases 1 to 891 code for a protein of 296 amino acids. The record is from RefSeq and is a predicted model, not a curated record.